UUGGCUUGAAGCUUGGGAAAUUCACUCCGUUGCUAAAAUUUCUUCUAAACGUUGGUGCGCUCCGCACGAAUACAGUCGUUUGAUCGAUUUUCACACUUUUCGUUUCUAGAUAAAUUCGGAGGGGAACAUCGUAUAAUGAUCAUAAAACCUUAUCAAUUUUUAUCAGUGUGGAAUCCGGCAUCUUGAGCUUAUCGGCGGCUCUAAUUAUAGCCGGUUCUGUAUCAGUUCGGGGGACCUCUGGGCCGCGGACCACCCCACGCCAGCCCCUGCGGGAGAUCUGCUGCCAAUCCGCGAUCCAGAAACGACCUUUAACGCCCUAGCCCAGAGAGCCGAAGCUUUCUGGCUUCGGAUUCUCCGAAGAAAGCUCUGGCCGGCGAUUAUUGCCUCCGAUAAGGUGUAAACACCACAUCCAGUUCAGUUCUGCCAGCGAUCCCCUGCACUCGGGACGGAACUUUCCACGACGGAAAACAUUGACAUUCGAUAGCAAUCAGCAUGUGGGCAGAUCUCGCGGGCAAGGUAAUCCUGGUGACCGGGGCAGGAGCCGGAAUCGGCCAGGCUCUGGUCAAGCAGCUGGCCUCCGCGGGCGCCACCGUCGUCGCGGUGGCCAGGAAGGCGGAGCAGCUCGAGGAGCUGGUGGCCUUCGACCCGGUGCACAUCCAGCCCCUCCAGUUGGACCUCAGCGGGUGGCAGGCGGUGCGCGAGGGCCUGGCCAAUGUGCCCCUGCUGGACGGACUGGUCAACAACGCCGGUGUGGCAGUCAUCAAGCCCUUCGAGGAGCUCACGGAAGAGGACUUCGACGUCCACUUCGAUGUGAACAUCAAGGCGGUGUUCAACGUCACGCAGUCCCUGCUGCCCCGCAUCAGAGACGGAGCCUCCAUCGUCAACGUGUCCUCGAUCGCGUCGAGCCGGUCCUUUGGCGGGCACACUGCCUACAGCGCCACCAAGGCGGCCCUGGACUCGCUCACAAAGUCGCUUGCCUUGGAGCUGGGUCCGAGGAAGAUCCGCGUGAACUCCGUCAAUCCCACCGUGGUGCUGACCAAAAUGGGCGCGGACAACUGGUCGGACCCCGCCAAGAGUGGACCGCUCCUGGCCCACAUUCCGCUGAACCGGUUCUGCGAGGUGCAGGAGGUUGUGGACGCCACCGGCUAUCUGUUGAGCAGCAAGUCCAGCUUCGUCAACGGCCACCACAUCCUCCUCGAGGGAGGAUACGCUGUUUCUUAAGAUUCUUGGACUCCUGGAACUCGAUGAAAAUACAUACAACCCAUAUACGAUAGCCGCUCGAGUUUUCUUUGAGUUGACUGAAAGUUGACUCAAACUAGUGUUCUAGCUCUAGCUUAAACUUUUGAAACGGAUCCCGAUUAGUUUUGAUUUGCAGUCCGUACGCUUGAUUUAUUUUUCGAAUAACAGCUCUGAGACACCUUAAUUCGAGUAGCUUACAACCCCAAAAAUAAAACCCUUAGCACACAUUA
Drosophila biarmipes is the source of this 1469-nucleotide messenger RNA. RefSeq names its product L-xylulose reductase. The record is from RefSeq and is a predicted model, not a curated record. Gene Ontology annotation, molecular function: carbonyl reductase (NADPH) activity; L-xylulose reductase (NADPH) activity. The transcript is spliced from 2 exons. Gene Ontology annotation, biological process: xylulose metabolic process; glucose metabolic process. NCBI's taxonomy places the organism in Eukaryota, Metazoa, Arthropoda, Insecta, Diptera, Drosophilidae. Bases 493 to 1221 code for a protein of 242 amino acids.